UGUUUAUACUGAUGAACAUGGACAGCACCUUUGCACUGAACUCGACCUCUGUUCCUGCACAACUCCCCCUCAACACCACAGUUCGUUUUAACACCUCUCUCAAAUCCUUCAGCGUGUUCGAUGGCUGCGAGAAAUACUUCGAGGCAAUUCUGUUUGACCUUACCUUACAGAGCAUCAAUGUAAUUAUAGGAAUCCCUGCAAAUCUGCUUGUUAUUGCGAUUCUUAUACACAAUCGCAAAGAACCCUCCACUUCAGACUUGUACCUGGGCUGUUUGGCCUUCAUGGAUGUCUACUUUGGCAGCAUGACCCCACUCAGCUUCUUAAACCUUUACGUCUGGCAUAGCAAAGAGGUGUGGGAAGCUAUUAAGUUUUCCUUUGGUGUAAAAGAUACCAGUGGCCCCCUGUUUCUCUCAUGUAUCUGCUUGGAUCGAUUUAUAGCAGUGCUUUUUCCAAUCACGUUUGGGCAGCUGAAACCGAUCAAGUACAGGAUAAGCCUCACCAUGGUCGUACUCUGCCUCACCUUUGCUUACUCUACAGCUAAGAUGGUGGGCGGUCUGCCCAACUUUGAGAAGGUGUUCACUGGGGAAGUCCUCGCAGCUUUUGCCUGGAUGGUGGUGUGUAAUGCAAGCAUCUUAUGGGUACUGAAGAAAUCCCGUGGUGCUGGGAAGGAUGACAUUCAUCCAAUGAAGAAGAAGGCUUUCAAGAUGGUGCUGUCCAUCCUCUGUAUUAUUGUGUUCAACUAUUUACCACUUGUUGCACUUUUCCCAUUUGAAGACCAUUACACACCUGAUGUGUUUCGUUGCUAUGUGCAGCCUGUGGGCUUUGCUUUUCUGAACAUUAGCAGCACUAUCCAACCACUUGUUUAUCUGUCCCGUCUGGAUAAGCUUCCUUUCCUCCCUGAUUCUUGUAUUAAGAAGUUCACUUCCUGCUUCACCCCAGAAAUAAAUAAAAACACCUCUGCACAAGCAACAUCUAGUUAGAUUAGCAUGAUUACCUUGUUACCUUAUUUUAAGUGCAGAAUAUUAUAUUAUGAAGAAAAAAUUUUAAAUUUUUUCUUUGUGAAAAUGUCUAUGGUUUAAAUUGUGUUUUCAUGCA
Messenger RNA from Cyprinodon tularosa, 1095 nucleotides. Its product is annotated as G-protein coupled receptor 183-like. The record is from RefSeq and is a predicted model, not a curated record. Gene Ontology annotation, molecular function: G protein-coupled receptor activity. The transcript has a single exon. Gene Ontology annotation, cellular component: membrane. Lineage: Eukaryota; Metazoa; Chordata; Actinopteri; Cyprinodontiformes; Cyprinodontidae. Gene Ontology annotation, biological process: phospholipase C-activating G protein-coupled receptor signaling pathway; positive regulation of Rho protein signal transduction. Bases 12 to 980 code for a protein of 322 amino acids.